This is a messenger RNA of Iphiclides podalirius (scarce swallowtail), 1722 nucleotides long. The record is from the annotation of a GenBank genome assembly. NCBI's taxonomy places the organism in Eukaryota, Metazoa, Arthropoda, Insecta, Lepidoptera, Papilionidae.
AUGGCGAAUCCACGAAAAUUUAGUGAGAAAAUUGCCCUCCAUAAUCAAAAGCAGGCUGAGGAAACAGCUGCUUUCGAAAAGAUUAUGCGUGAAGUUUCCGAUGCAACCAAUAAGCCUGAGGAAACUACAUUAGCUACUCAGUAUGGGAUGAGUGGAGGGCAUAGUGGAGGUACUUCACCAUCAAGAACACCAAUACAACGAGGCAGAGCAUCGUCUUCGGUUGGGCCCAUGCGAAGACCUGCUGAUCGAAAACAUGAUACUAGUCCUUAUGGAAGCACUGUCUAUUUGAGCCCGCCGCCCGACAGCAACUGGAGGCGCACCAACUCCGACUCGGCGCUGCACCAGUCGUGCGGCGAGCAGCAGGCGGUGCAGCAGCCGCUCUCCCCCCACCACCCCCUGCAUUCGCACGCCCACCCACACCUGCAUCCCCACCAGAAUCAUAGACGAGGGCCUGAUAUACCCUUAGAUGUGCUGGCAACUUUAGGAAUGAAUCCCACAAACCGACCUCGUUCGUCGUGCGAAAUUCCACGAAUACCAAAUAACAACAACGUGUACGAGAGCGGAGGUGACGGCGGGGGUGGCGGCGGCGGUGGAGGGGGCGGGUUGGUGUGCGGCGAGCUGCAGGUGCCGGGCGGCUCGCUGCCCGACCUCACCUCCGUGCACUACCCGCCACACAGCCCCCACUACUUGCCGCACCGGACGUCGCCGGAAUACCAGCCCAGAUAUAGCCCGACGUCGCCGGGCGCGGUGUCGCCGGGCGGCGGCAGCGUGUCGCCGGCGACGGGCGGCCUCUCGCCGGCGUCCGGCUCGCCGGUGGGCGCGACAGUGCCGCUCGCGCUGCACCCGCACGACGCGACGCUCUACGACGCGCAGGUCAGUGCCGCCGGCGCCCGCCCGCGCCACGACCACCCGCCCGACCGGCGCCACGACCAGCGCCACGACCAGCGCUACGACCGCCGCUACGACCACGCGCACGACCACGCGCACGACCAGCGCCUCUACCACUCGAUGACGCAGUACCGCGACCCCGCCGUCACGAAUCACUUAUCUGUACCAAACACAAAUAAUUACCUUCAUCAUAAUAAGAACAUGUCGCCGCUAGACCACAAUUGGAUAACGUCUGGAUAUCAGUCACACUGUAGUCCGCCUUCUCAAUAUUCCUCCACGUCUAAUAUAAAUGUACCUUCGCCGACAAUGGUGCACAGUCCAGGGAGUCCUGUGGAGUCCCCGCAAACGGACUACAACAAUUUACAUCAAGCGCUUCUACAGCCAUUUGAGCAAAUUACAAUGCUGGACCCUCCGACGUCAAGUUAUAACACGAGUUAUAUCAAUCACAGCUCACCGCACUCGUCACAGACGACGAAUUCGCAACACACAUAUUCUCAGGCGCAGCACGUGCAGCACGCGCACGUGUCGCACGUGUCGCACGGCGGCCACGCGGAGGGGGCGCGGCGCGCGCGCGACCCCGUCGCCGGCGGCGGCGCCUUCGCCGCGCUGCAGCCGCUCUCCUCGCCCUCCGCGCCGCCCACGCCCGCCACGCCCGCCAGCAUACCCGACAUCAUACUCACCGAUUAUUCGGGGGAACUGGACGCGGGCAUAUUCGGCGGUGAGGAGGCGCAGUUACGGGCCGGCCUGGAUUUGGACGACCUCACCCUACUAGAGGAGCCCAGCGCUCUACUACCCGACUCCUCGGUCGAGCACGAGUUCCGGCUCGACCGAUUG